Messenger RNA from Caenorhabditis briggsae, 444 nucleotides. NCBI's taxonomy places the organism in Eukaryota, Metazoa, Nematoda, Chromadorea, Rhabditida, Rhabditidae. The coding region runs from base 1 to 444 and encodes 147 amino acids. The record is from RefSeq and is a predicted model, not a curated record. The transcript is spliced from 3 exons.
AUGCGACUUCAAUCGGGACAGAGAACUAUAUGUAUUUUCCUUGUACUUCUCGCUACAGCUGUUUGUCUCGCUCUAUUCCUGGAUAAUCCAAGCAGCGAUAAGCAUUUCAUAAUUCUUUGCUUUGUGGUUUUCGCCACCGAUGCCUCAUUCUUCGCGGUUAUUUUCUACAGUAUCUAUACAGACUUGCGAGCAUCAGCGCAGCAAGCAAUGGGACUUCGAGCACUGUGGUGUUUCUUGUACCCUUUCAACACAGUGCAUACGGGGCAAUUCAUUUGUAUAACAUGCAAAGUCAUAUUCGAAGUUCUGCUUGCUGUGAAGUUGACAUUCGGAAUAUCAAUUCCGUACUGCUUAUUUUUUAUUACAUUGUGGGUAUUUUGCGGUAUAAUUUUCUAUGAUCUCACCAGGCGACUAUAUUCGAUUCAGAAAAAAGUUAGCCGACGUUAA